AUUCUUGAUCGUUCACGGUCGAGAUCAGACGUACAAGACUGUCUCUGCAAACGGCGUGAGGCGUUCGCCUCUCGCUUUCGCUCUUCAAGCAAUAGAUCAACCUAUUGCUAAUCACUUGAAGUCGUAAUCGCCUCAAGAUUGGAGCUCCCGCAGGCAUACAUCGGGUUCAGAAUUGAAAUGGGGACUAACAUCAAGUACGCAGUAGUGCAAUGAAUGACGUGGGCGUAUGAAGUUUCACGACUGUUCAAUUUUGAAGCCUACGUACAGUUACCAGAGAGGAAGCGCGGCUGUGUGGCUGUUCGCUGAUGCACACAUAGCUGCAAUGCAAGGGCAUGCAAGCGUCACCGAGCCAGUGCUCAACAGCAAGGUAGUUCUCCUCGUGCUGCUACAUUACUUCGUGAUCAGCGGCAACUCUGCGCCCACUACCCAAGGGCCUGCUACGACGGCGACUCCAUCAGGCACACUAUUGUGCCCUCAAGGCUACGGCAAGUGGUUUCAAGUCAACGCGACUUACUUUGUAUGUCAACCAUGUGUCGACGGACACAAUUACUCUGCCGUAGCCGAUGCCACGAGCAAAUGCCAGCCGUGCCACAGCGAGAGUUUGAAGUGCGAACCGCAUGAGUUUAUCUUGCCAUGCACCGCAACCUCCCCGGCUGUGUGUUCUUCCUGUCAUUCCGGAAUGUAUAUAAAUCAACUCCUGUCGGCGUGCAUAGGUUGUACUGAUUCAUGCAGCGCGGAUCAGAUAGAGACCACGCGCUGCACGGACAAGAGUAAUCGCUACUGUGCGAAGAAGCCGUUCAUUCCGCUCUGGUCUCCUGAUGUAGAGCCACAGCAGAUAUCAAGCCCGUCAGCUUCAGUGCCUACAACGGCCGACUUUGUCACGAAAAACUUCGCUUUAACCCCCAAAACUGAGUCGCCAGCCGACCCGGAUAGUUUGGGAUUGUCUGCAGGACUCAUUGGUGGGCUAUCGGGUGGCGGAGGAGCAUUGCUCAUCAUCAUAGUAUUCAUCCUUGUCCUCGCCAUCUACUCUCAGAAGCAUCCAACAAGAGAAGCUGUUGUCGAUCCAGGGCCUAAGGUAACAACCAUCGCUGUCUGUCAAGGCGUUGACCCAUACCGGUAACUGUUACCGGAAAGUUUAGUUUUGUAUAUAGUUUUCUAGCGGUUUUUUUGUAUUGCCUUGAACCAGCACAUAAACAUACUGUAUAUAUUAUUAAUUUUGUGUUUAGCCUGAUAGACGCACCUGUCCAGUGGCCACUGUAACCCUCCCCCCCCCCCCCUCGCGCCGUCCCAUUGCUGCACACCUUGCCUGCUUAGAUAACAUGCAUUUGCUGCAGUAUAGGAUUUCUUCCUAGUUGAGAGUAUUCACUGGUUGUCAUUUCAGUAUCCCUACUCACCCCAAGCCUCACUCCAAGGGCCUACAUGUAUGUGCAUCACACAUUGCCCAUAACCACCAUUCAUUUCAUUUGAGAACAUGUAACAUGUACUGUUUGACUACAUCUAUCCGAAGUAGUCACUGACAGAUCCUUAAGAUAAAUUGUGCUAUCAAAAUGAGCCGCUGUGCGUAGAUUGUGGAUUUCUUGUGAUUCUUUUGAUAACAUUUUUUUCUAAUUGUCUGCCAACUCCAACGCAGCCACUUACACAUUUAGAAAACGUCACAUCGCUACUCCAAACUUUAAAAAAAAUGGUCUCUUCAUUGCGAUUCAAAUAAAAAAUAUUUUGGUAACAAUCAUUACCAAUACUA
Sycon ciliatum is the source of this 1741-nucleotide messenger RNA. Its product is annotated as tumor necrosis factor receptor superfamily member 16-like. NCBI's taxonomy places the organism in Eukaryota, Metazoa, Porifera, Calcarea, Leucosolenida, Sycettidae. The record is from RefSeq and is a predicted model, not a curated record. Gene Ontology annotation, molecular function: coreceptor activity; nerve growth factor binding; death receptor activity. Gene Ontology annotation, biological process: Rho protein signal transduction. The transcript has 9 exons. Gene Ontology annotation, cellular component: plasma membrane; cell surface. The coding region runs from base 227 to 1120 and encodes 297 amino acids.